UCAGCUAAUUUUUCUCCCGUUUCCCUUUAAAUUCCCCGUGCCCACGAACUGGAAAGCAACAACUAAUAGAAAGAAAAAAAAAAUUGUUACAAAUUCUCUACGCUUCUCUCUAACAAGUCAACCUCAUAUAUCUCCAAGAUUCUCUAAAAUUCUUCGUUGACAGAUAAUGGAUGAAUUUUACUUUAGGAGGAGCCAUGUUCCAGCUUUUGGUAGCUGGGAUUGCAACGAUGAUCUUCCAUUUACACAGUGCUUUGAAUCUGCAAGACAAGCUGGGGUUUGCCGGUAUAGCUACUCCGAUGAAGAUCGGGAUUUGUACGUUGCCGGAGAUUUGUACGAGAAUGAUGUUGUUACUCCGGCCAUGAUUGUUGUUCCUCGCCGCCGAGCAAAAAGAGGUUAUCCUCAAGAAAAAGAAGAGAAAAAGGAAGCAGCAACAUGGGUGGUGUGUGAUAAUGACAGUGACAUGAAAGCAUCACCAUCUCCUGUCACGGCAUCGCCACCAGCAAGACCACCACCCAAGGCGGUGGAUGAAGAUUUAUACAAGAUUUCGCCGGCGCUCCUCCGCGCACAAACCAAAAAGAAGAAGGCGUGGGGUUUCUUUUCAAGCUGUCUGCUCCCGGCUCGUGUCUGUUGAAAAUGGUGAAAAGCUGAUGGGAUUCAGUAAAUAUAUGCAAAAAUGAGAGAAAAAAUAUAAAUCACUGGUUUUCAAUAGCGUGCAGAGGCAAGAAAGUGUUUGGUCCAAGAAGAUAAUUAAUCAUUAUCUGGUGAUAAUGAUAAGAAUUAAAAAUUCUUGUAGUAACAACUGUUUUGGAAUAUUUUUUACCGUUGGAUGGAAUAUCUUUGGAAUUUGCGACUA
Messenger RNA from Olea europaea var. sylvestris, 853 nucleotides. RefSeq lists its product as uncharacterized. Lineage: Eukaryota; Viridiplantae; Streptophyta; Magnoliopsida; Lamiales; Oleaceae. The record is from RefSeq and is a predicted model, not a curated record. The transcript has 4 exons. Bases 167 to 631 code for a protein of 154 amino acids.